AUGGCCACCAACGGUAACUUCGCGCAGCAGGAGCAGUACAAAGCUGCUGAUCCUGCUGCUGGUACCGACACCAACACCAACGGCAACAACCUUUCAAAGGAUGAAGUCGGCUGGUACUUUGUUGAGCAGUAUUACACAACUCUGAGCAAGUCGCCAGAGAAGCUUCACCUUUUCUACGGCAAACGGUCGCAAUUCGUCUAUGGCCGCGAGGCCGAAGUGGCCAAUGUCUCCGUUGGACGACAGGCCAUCCAAGAGCGUAUCAAGGCUCUCGACUUCCAGGAGUGCAAGGUCCGUGUCUCCAACGUUGACUCGCAGGCUUCCUUCGAGAACAUCGUCAUCCAGGUCAUUGGCGAGACCUCCCAUAAGAACACCGAGCCCAAGAAGUUUGUUCAGACCUUCGUCCUCGCACAACAGCCCUCUGGGUACUUUGUUCUCAAUGACAUCUUGAGAUACAUUAGCGAAGAGGAUGAAGAAGAGGCUGCCGUGACUACCGACACUCCUGCUGCUGUUGUGGAGGAGACCGCUGCUCCAGCUGCUGCUGUCUCUGAGCCCGAAGUCGUGCCUGAGCCGGAGCCCGCUGGGGAGGUUGUUCCAGCCGACGCCACCAAGUUUGAUGCCGAUGCCGUUGACGAGAAACUGCAACAGGCUGCUUCUGCCCAGGUGGACGCCUCUGUCAAUGGCGAAGACGUUAGUGAGACCUCCAAGGCUCCCGAGCCCAAGGUUGAGCCAGCACCCGCUGCCCAGGAAGUCACCGAGAACCUCACCCCUGAGACUGAGAGACCCAAGGAGCCCAGCCCAACUCCCGUGGCCAAGAAGGAGACUGCUCCUGAACCCGUCAUGCCUCCCAAGCCCAUGACCUGGGCCAGCCGAGCUGCCGCCGCCGCCGGACCUCGACCUGUUGUGCCUCUUCCUAAGACUGCCACUCCCCCUGCACAGAACCAGAGCAAAGCGCCUGCUCCAACUCCUGCUGCCGCUUCUGCUGCUGCUGCCUCCUCAGCUCAGCCUGCCCCUGCCGCCGCCGCUCCAGCCAACGAGGCUCCAGCCAAGGAGUCGUCUGGCUGGCAGACUGCUGGUGCCGACUCCAAGCGCCAGAACCGCCCUCAGUCUAUCUCAGCAAACGUCGCCGAGAAGGAGGGCACACUCGGCUACGUCAAGUACGUGACCGAGAAGGUUCAGGAAGCAGAUUUGCGUAAUGCUUUGGCUGCCCACGGUGAGCUGUCUUACUUUGACAUCAACCGCCAGAAGAACUGUGCUUUUGUAGAAUACAGGACGGUCGAGGGCUACCAAGCCGCUAUCACUGCCAACCCCCACGUGGUCAAUGGUGAGAACAUCGUUGUUGAGCCCCGCCGUCCCAAGUCUACAGCGUACGGCGGCAAUAACUACGGUUCCGGUCGAGGAACUGCGCCGGGCGGUCGUGGUCGUGGAGGCUUUGACGGCAGCCGCAAUACCCAGGGUAGCUCUCGUGGCAAUUUCUCGGGUCAGGGCCGCGGCCGUGGAGGUGCUGCGCGUGGUCGGGGUGGUGCGCAGGCCACCUCGUCUUAA
Molecule: messenger RNA, 1542 nt
Organism: Metarhizium album ARSEF 1941
Lineage: Eukaryota; Fungi; Ascomycota; Sordariomycetes; Hypocreales; Clavicipitaceae
Product: NTF2 and RRM domain-containing protein
Exons: 4
Coding region: 1-1542 (513 amino acids)
Biological process (GO): protein deubiquitination; ribophagy
Cellular component (GO): Ubp3-Bre5 deubiquitination complex; cytosol; ribonucleoprotein complex
Molecular function (GO): mRNA binding
Source: RefSeq, a predicted model, not a curated record